This is a messenger RNA of Rotaria socialis, 285 nucleotides long. NCBI's taxonomy places the organism in Eukaryota, Metazoa, Rotifera, Eurotatoria, Philodinida, Philodinidae. The record is from the annotation of a GenBank genome assembly.
AUGGAGUUCGGAAUCCGAACUCAUGCACAUGGUUCAUUCCGAACACCCUGUAUUUUUGUUGUAUUUCAUUUACGAACUCCGUUACGAACACCAUGUCCUUUUUUUCAUGUCAGGAGAUCGUACAAAAGAGGUGAGACGAAAGCUGAUUUCCCCAAUGGCUCUAGACAUAAUGUUAAUCGUGAACAUUGUUUUAUUAAAAUACAAAAUCUGGCACCUGCAGCUCUUGAUGCAUUAAAUGAAGAUGACGAAUCUCUAGAACGUAUUGCUCAUCUCCAUUGCAUAUGA